AAUCAACCUCUCAGAACAGAGGUUUGGUCUUUGUCGGGGAGCAAAGAGAGAGAGAGAGAGAGAGGAUGAGUGUAGUAGUAACAAUAACAUCAACCAUCAAUUCCUCUCCAUCAUCAUGGAUGAACAACGGAGACAAUAAUUCUCCUUCGCUGAGGGAAACCUCUGCCUAUUUCUCAAGGAGGAGCUCGAAUAUAUCUCUUCUGAGGAAGAAGAAGAAUAAGAAGGUGUGUUGCGGCGGGAAGAGCACAGAUGAUGAUUACCACGCAACCCUCAAAUCUCUCAAUUCUCGGGGACGCUUUCCCAGAAAGUCCCUUGGACAGCAUUACAUGCUGAAUUCGGACAUCAACGAUCAGUUAGCGGCUGCGGCAAAUGUGAAAGAAGGAGACUUUGUGUUGGAGAUUGGACCUGGGACUGGCUCUUUGACCAAUGUUCUUCUCAACUUAGGUGCUUCUGUUCUUGCCAUCGACAAGGAUCCUCAUAUGGUGGAUUUGGUGCGAGAAAGAUUCCAAGGUUCCCACAAGUUCAAGGUUUUGCAUGAGGAUUUUGUCAAGUCUCACAUCCGUUCUCACAUGCUCUCCUUUUUAGAGACUAGAAACUUAUCUCAUCCAGAUUUUUCUCUUGCAAAGGUUGUGUCCAACUUGCCUUUUAAUAUAAGUACUGAUGUUGUCAAGCUUCUUCUUCCUAUGGGUGACCUCUUCUCUCACGUUGUUCUCCUACUCCAGGAUGAGGCAGCAUUGCGAUUGGUUGAGCCAGCUUUGCGAACAUCUGAAUACCGACCCAUCAACAUUUUGGUCAACUUCUAUUCUGAACCGGAAUACAACUUCAGAGUUCCUAGGGAAAACUUCUUCCCUCAGCCUAAGGUUGACGCAGCUGUUGUAACAUUCAAACUGAAGCAUCCGAGGGACUAUCCCGAUGUUUCCUCCACCAAAAGUUUCUUCUCUUUGGUGAAUUCUGCAUUCAAUGGGAAGAGAAAAAUGUUAAGAAAGUCACUCCAGCACCUAUCGUCAUCUCCUGAGAUCGAAAAAGCUCUUGGAGUAGCAGGUCUUCCAGUCACUUCGAGGCCAGAAGAGCUUACCUUGGGUGACUUUGUCAAGUUGCAUAAUGUAAUAGGCAGAGAAUAGACGGUGGUUCAUACUUAUCGAAGUUUUCAGGAAGCCACCAGAGAACAAAGCAGCAUGAGGAGGGGGGAGGAGAAGGAGAAGACCAUUCAGAUGCAGAUGAAUAUGUCCAUAUACGCAGGAAGUAAGUAGAACGCAGAUCCAGUCGCAUGUUCUUGUGUAACUCUCUCUCUGUAUUUUAGUCAAACUUACCUGUAUGGUGUAAAAUUAUUAUGGUGUAAAAUUUUAAUAUCACAAUUAUUUCACUAUUUUUUUUUGUUAGGUAUCACAAAAUUAUCUUGAUUAUGA
This is a messenger RNA of Raphanus sativus (radish), 1406 nucleotides long. Its product is annotated as ribosomal RNA small subunit methyltransferase, chloroplastic. Gene Ontology annotation, biological process: rRNA methylation. Bases 66 to 1121 code for a protein of 351 amino acids. The transcript has 9 exons. Gene Ontology annotation, molecular function: rRNA (adenine-N6,N6-)-dimethyltransferase activity. The record is from RefSeq and is a predicted model, not a curated record. Gene Ontology annotation, cellular component: mitochondrial matrix. NCBI's taxonomy places the organism in Eukaryota, Viridiplantae, Streptophyta, Magnoliopsida, Brassicales, Brassicaceae.